AUGAAGCAACGAUUUAUUGGACAGGUCGUCGGAACCGCUAUGAGGAAAACGGCAAAGGUGCAGGUCGAGCGGAUGUGCCCGCUUCCUAAUGGAAAGCAACAUUUUGUAAGAAGCAAAUUCCUCGCCCAUGACGAACAGGAGGAAACCGUGAUUGGAGACAAAGUCGCCAUUGAGGCAAUCAAGCCCGUCAGUAAGAGAAAAGCCUUUCAAGUGGUGGGGAUCGUCCAAAGAGCAAGAAGGUUUGUUGACCCAGAUACCGGGCUCACGUACACCAGCGCAUGA
Messenger RNA from Mitosporidium daphniae, 282 nucleotides. Its product is annotated as 30S ribosomal protein S17. Gene Ontology annotation, molecular function: structural constituent of ribosome. The coding region runs from base 1 to 282 and encodes 93 amino acids. The transcript has 2 exons. The record is from RefSeq and is a predicted model, not a curated record. Gene Ontology annotation, biological process: translation. Gene Ontology annotation, cellular component: ribosome; mitochondrion. NCBI's taxonomy places the organism in Eukaryota, Fungi, Microsporidia.